Messenger RNA from Knipowitschia caucasica, 1332 nucleotides. The record is from the annotation of a GenBank genome assembly. Lineage: Eukaryota; Metazoa; Chordata; Actinopteri; Gobiiformes; Gobiidae.
AUGUGCUGCUCAUCAGUGUCCGCGUGGGGCGGGCGCGCGCACUAUGAUGGUGCACGUGCACAAGCGCGCGCCCUCCAGCUGCUCGCGCCCGUACUGCAGCCGGGGGCGUGCCCUGAGCUAACCCCGCCCCUCUCCUCCCGCGGUUUCCAUGGAGCUGCUCACUCCAAGGUCAAACUGGAAGGGCUCAGCGCAGCGUGGGUGCCCAGGGAUCCACUGCCUGAGUGUGGGGAGAUCAGCAGCGGCCGUCACCCCGCAGACAUGAACCACACAAAGGGAGGCUUGGUCAUCUUCACAGCCAACUCGCACCCGUCGAGCCGUGAACUGGGCAAGAGGAUAUCCGAGCGGUUAGGGGUGGAACUGGGCAAGGUGCAGGUCUACCAGGAGGCCAACAGAGAGACUCGGGUCCAGAUCCAGGAGUCUGUGCGAGGCAAAGAUGUAUUUGUGAUCCAAACGGUGUCCAAGGAUGUGAACACCACCAUCAUGGAGAUGCUGAUCACGGUGUACGCGUGCCGGACGUCCUGUGCCCGCAGCAUCACCGGAGUGCUGCCCUAUUUCCCCUACAGUAAGCAGUGCAAGAUGAGAAAGAGGGGCUCCAUCGUGUCCAAGCUCAUCGCCUCCAUGAUGUGUAAAGCAGGUCUGACCCACCUGAUCACCAUGGACCUCCAUCAGAAGGAAAUCCAGGGCUUCUUCAACAUUCCAGUGGACAAUCUGCGAGCGUCACCGUUCCUGCUGCAGUACAUCCAGGAGGAGAUUCCUGACUAUAGAAACGCAGUGAUCGUGGCCAAAUCCCCCGCUUCUGCCAAAAGGGCACAAUCCUUUGCUGAGCGUCUGCGUUUGGGACUCGCUGUGAUCCAUGGAGAGGCCCAGGAUGCAGAGUCGGACCAGGUGGACGGCCGGCACUCUCCUCCCACCGUCAAACCCACUGGAGCUAUCCACCCCAGCAUGGACAUCCCACUGCUAAUCCCCAAAGAGAAGCCUCCCAUCACCGUGGUGGGGGACGUAGGAGGACGGAUCGCCAUCAUAGUGGACGACAUCAUCGACGACGUGGACAGUUUCGUGGCAGCGGCCGAGACUUUGAAGGAACGAGGAGCUUAUAAAAUCUACAUCAUGGCCACGCACGGUCUGCUGUCCUCCGAGGCGCCGCGCUUCAUCGAGGAGUCCGCCAUCGAUGAGGUGGUGGUGACGAACACGAUCCCUCACGAGCUGCAGAAACUCCAGUGUCCAAAGAUCAAGACGGUGGACAUCAGCAUGAUCCUGUCCGAGGCCAUUCGCCGCAUCCACAACGGAGAGUCCAUGUCCUACCUGUUCCGCAACAUCGGCGUGGACGACUGA